GCCAGACUCCCAGAAAUCAUGUUGGUAGGAUCCCAGUCCUUCUCGCCUGGAGGGCCCAAUGGGAUCAUCAGGAGCCAGUCCUUUGCGGGGUUCAGUGGCCUUCAGGAGAGGCGAUCCAGAUGUAACUCCUUCAUUGAAAAUACCUCUGCUCUCAAGAAGCCUCAGGCCAAACUGAAGAAAAUGCACAAUUUAGGACACAAAAACAGCAGCCCUCCCAAAGAGCCUCAGCCUAAAAGGGUGGAAGAGGUCUACAGGGCUUUGAAAAAUGGACUUGAUGAGUAUCUGGAGGUUCACCAGAUAGAGCUGGACAAGUUGACAGCUCAGUUAAAAGAUAUGAGAAGAAACUCUCGCCUGGGUGUGCUGUAUGACCUAGACAAGCAAAUUAAAACAAUUGAAAGAUACAUGAGACGCCUGGAGUUUCACAUCAGUAAGGUAGAUGAACUCUAUGAAGCUUAUUGUAUCCAAAGACGCCUCCAAGAUGGUGCCAGCAAAAUGAAGCAAGCCUUCGCAAUGUCCCCUGCCAGCAAAGCUGCCCGGGAGAGCCUGUCAGAGAUCAACCGGAGCUACAAAGAGUACACAGAGAACAUGUGCACCAUUGAAGCAGAGCUGGAGAAGCAGCUGGGGGAGUUCUCCAUCAAGAUGAAAGGUCUGGCUGGUUUUGCUCGCCUCUGUCCUGGAGAUCAAUAUGAAAUUUUCAUGAAGUAUGGCCGACAGAGGUGGAAACUGAAAGGCAGAAUAGAAGUAAAUGGCAAACAGACCUGGGAUGGAGAAGAAAUGGUGUUCCUGCCCCUGAUGGUUGGAUUAAUUUCCAUCAAGGUCACAGAACUCAAAGGGCUAGCGACUCAUCUCCUGGUCGGCAGUGUGACCUGCGAGACCAAAGAGCUGUUUGCAGCCCGACCUCAGGUGGUGGCUGUGGACAUCAAUGACCUUGGCACCAUCAAACUCAACCUGGAAAUCACCUGGUAUCCGUUUGACGUGGAGGACAUGACCCCGUCUUCAGGCGCUGGGAACAAAGCAGCCGCUCUCCAGAGAAGAAUGUCCAUGUACAGCCAGGGCACCCCGGAAACGCCCACCUUCAAAGACCACUCCUUCUUUAGAUGGUUGCAUCCUUCACCAGACAAGCCAAGGCUGUCUGUCUUGAGUGCCUUGCAAGACUCUUUCUUUGCCAAGCUGCACCGCAGCCGCUCUUUCAGUGACCUGCCCUCCCUCAGGCUGAGACCCAAGGCCGUGCUAGAGUUUUAUUCGAAUCUACCUGAUGACAUCUUUGAAAAUGGGAAGGCAGCUGGGGAGAAAACGCCACUGUCCCUCAGCUUCAGUGACCUGCCCAAUGGGGACUGCGCCCUCUCCCACAGCCCAGGCGGCUCUCUCCCCAGCGCGUGCUCCGCAAAUCCAGAAAUCACCAUCACCCCCGCAGAGCUGAACCACGGCAGCCCCUCCUCCCAGAACGAGGGCCUGGAUGACUCCAGCUCGGCCUCUUCCAAGAGCUCCUUGGGAGAAGGCUCAGAGCCCAGGCCCCACCGGGAGGAAGAGACCGAGGGGCCUGGGAAACCCGAGGCCUGCAGAGCAUCCGCGGGUGCCCGGACGGAGCGCCUAUUCCUGGAGAAGGGUGUCGCAGAGGCCCUUCUGCAAGAGUCUGACGAGGCCUCUGAACUCAAGCCCGUGGAACUGGAUACUUUUGAAGGAAACAUCACGAAGCAGCUGGUCAAGAGGCUCACCUCGUCAGAGGUGCCGGCGGCCACCGAGAGGCUGCUCUUUGAGGGCUCUGUCAGUGGAGAGUCCGAAGGCUCUAGAUCCUUCCUAGAUGGAAGCUUAGAGGAUGCCUUUAAUGGGCUUUUCCUUGCAUUAGAACCACAUAAAGAGCAAUAUAAAGAGUUUCAGGAUCUGAACCAAGAAGUCAUGCACUUGGAUGAUAUUCUAAAAUGCAAGCCAGCAGUAAGCCGAAGCAGGUCUUCCAGUUUAAGUCUUACAGUUGAAAGUGCUUUAGAAAGCUUUGAUUUUCUGAACACCUCUGAUUUUGACGAGGAGGAGGAGGAUGGUGAUGAGGUUUGUAAUGUUGGAGGAGGUGCUGACUCAGUAUUUUCAGACACUGAGACGGAGAAAAAUAGUUACAGAUCAGUACACCCGGAAGCCAGGGGGCACCUCAGCGAAGCCCUGACUGAGGACACGGGAGUCGGGACUAGUGUGGCAGGAAGCCCUCUCCCACUGACCACGGGAAAUGAAAGCCUGGACCUCAGCAUCAUCAGGCACCUCCAGUACUGCACCCAACUCGUCCAGCAAAUUGUUUUCUCAAGCAAAACCCCAUUUGUGGCCAGAAACCUCUUAGAGAAGCUUUCUAGGCAAAUCCAGGUGAUGGAGAAGCUCUCGGCCGUCAGUGAUGAGAACAUAGGAAACAUCAGUUCUGUCAUCGAAGCCAUACCGGAAUUUCACAAAAAGCUGUCUUUGCUGUCAUUCUGGACCAAGUGCUGCAGCCCGGCUGGGGUCUACCACAGCUCAGCAGACAAAGUGAUUAAGCAGCUAGAAGCCAGCUUUGCCAGAACUGUCAACAGAGACUAUCCCGGACUUGCAGACCCAGUGUUUCUCACACUGGUGUCCCAAAUCCUGGACCGGGCUGAGCCCCUGCUUACCUCCAGCCUCUCCUCCGAAGUCAUCACUGUUUUCCAGUAUUACAGUUACUUUACGAGCCACGGUGUGAGUGACCUAGAGAGUUAUCUGAACCAGCUGGCCAAGCAAGUUUCCAUGGUUCAGACUCUGCAGUCACUGAAAGAUGAAAAACUGCUACAGGCCAUGAGUGACCUUGCACCCAGCAGCCUCCAGGCCCAGCAGGAAAUACUCAGGACUCUGGCUCUGCUCUUAACCGGGGAUGACAGUGGAGUUAGUGAGGCUGUGAUGCUUUACUUGGCAGCAGCCUCCAGAAACGAGCAUUUCAGGGAAAAGGCCCUGCUCUAUUACUGUGAAGCCCUAACAAAGACUGACCUCUGGCUCCAGAAGGGAGCUUGCCUGGCCCUGAAAAGCCUGAAGGCUACUGAAAGCAUUAAAAUGCUGGUGACAUUGUGUCAGUCUGAUACUGAAGAAAUCAGAAAUGUGGCCUCAGAAACUCUCCUAUCUCUUGGAGAAGAUGGGCGGCUGGCAUAUGAACAGUUGGACAAAUUUCCUCGAGACUGUGUUAAAGUUGGAGGUCGUCAUGCAAGUGAAGUUGCCACGGCCUUUUAA
Messenger RNA from Mesoplodon densirostris (Blainville's beaked whale), 3210 nucleotides. RefSeq names its product RHO family interacting cell polarization regulator 2 (gene RIPOR2). Lineage: Eukaryota; Metazoa; Chordata; Mammalia; Artiodactyla; Ziphiidae. The record is from RefSeq and is a predicted model, not a curated record. The coding region runs from base 19 to 3210 and encodes 1063 amino acids. The transcript is spliced from 22 exons.